Molecule: messenger RNA, 2324 nt
Organism: Dreissena polymorpha
Lineage: Eukaryota; Metazoa; Mollusca; Bivalvia; Myida; Dreissenidae
Exons: 2
Coding region: 107-1831 (574 amino acids)
Cellular component (GO): nucleus
Molecular function (GO): DNA binding
Source: RefSeq, a predicted model, not a curated record
CGUAUUCAAUAUUGUAAACCAAUAAGAAUUUAGCUCGUGCUUAAACAUCGUAACCGCACGUGUUUUUGUGAACCGACAUUUUGUUUGUGUGUUGAAAAGUGAAAUCAUGCGAAAAAAGCAGGAGAAACCCCAAAGGUGUAAAAGAAGGCGGAAUUAUAAAAAAGAGUCAAUGGACCUGGCAUAUAAGGCUGUCCAUGAGAAAGGCAUGAAAGUAAAAACAGCAGCCAGAAUGUUUGGUGUUCCCCAUCAAACUCUCAGAGAUAGAGUUUCUGGCCACGUGAACCACGACAGUGCAGAAGUUGGUGGUACCCCUGUUUUGAGUGUUGAUGAGGAGAAGGUUCUUGUUGAUUACAUGAUCAAUAUGAUGCAGCUGGGUUACAGGCUCACCAAUAAGAUGCUGAAGUCACUAGCAGGUGACCUCGUCUUUUCAUAUGGCAGAAGGCACAACAACAAGCCCAUGAGCAACAACUGGAUUUACGGAUUUCUUCGCAGAUGGGAAAACAAAGUCCCUUCUCUGUCAGCUAGGAGGCUGGAAUCUUCAAGUGCCAAGUCAGCAAUGCCAGAAGCUGUUGAUCACUACUUCAAAAAACUAAUUGAUACCUUGAAGAAGUACAAUCUGCUAGAUCAGCCACAUUUAAUAUUUAACAUGGUUGAAACCGACAUCACCCCUGAACAGACAGUCACAUCACCACAUUCUACCACAACAUCAUUUAUUGGAUGUGCAAAUGCAAUAGGAAAUGUACUUCCACCAUUCUAUGUAUUCAAGGGAGAACAAAUCGAUCCAGCAUUGAUGAACAGUGCAUCAGCAGGAGCACAUUGUGCAAUGUCCGACUCCGGCUGUGUUAAUGCAGAAAUAUUGAAAGAAUACCUCCAAAAUCACUUUCUUAAAUACGUCGGCAGCAUGAACACCAAUAAAAAUCAACAUGUAUUGCUGAUAUAUGACGGACACUUGUCCAUCGAUACCAUAGAAUGGGCCAAGAAGCAAAACAUAGUUCUAUUUAUCCUGCCUGCUCACACCUCCCAUCUUCUCCAGCCAUUGGAUGUAGGUGUUUUGGGACCAUUUCAAACGUACUUUAAGACAGAAUGUGCCUCAUUUUUGACACUGCACAUGUGUCAGCAAAUCACAAGGUAUGACCUAUGUAAAUUAGCAAGCAGUGCAUACCUCAAGGCAAUGACACCCAUUGACAUUCAGUCUGCAUUUCGAAAGACUGGCAUAUUCCCCUAUUCAAAGGAUGUGGUACCAAUCCACAAAUUAUUUUCAUUCGAAAAAGAACCUGAUGGAAAAGUGCAAGGUUUAAAAGGUGGACAGAAAGUAGGAAAGACAGUAAAUGAACGGCAAAUAAAACCAUCGCAUGAUCUUUGCUCUCCCUCCAAAGCAUGUCCAACGUGUAAAUGUACAUGCCAGGUAAAACUAGACGGAACAAUUGAGGAUUCUUCAUCUAGUGAAAAGGAAAUCACCGAUGACGUCUUCCACUCAAACAAUGAACAAGAGGAAAGAAAAUCGACAAAGCUUUAUACAAGCCAUGACACCUCAAAGGACAAUCAUACAUUAAUUCCUGAAAGUCAGAGGGCAUCAUUCAGUGUUAUAGAUCCCAUGGGAAAUGAAUCUCAGGAUCCUACUGACUCAGAGGAAGAAGUAGAUGAUGAUGUACCAUGCUGUGUAUGCGAUCAAAUCACUCCGCCUACACUAGGCCAUCAACCUUAUGCAAAGAUUGUGAACUGGGCACAGUGUGACAUGUGCGAUGGCUGGGUGCAUCUGGCAUUCUGCACUUCAGUUCAGGUCGUUGGGUUGGAUACUUCAUUCCUUUGUCCAAAAUGUGAAUCAGAUUAGGAACUUUAACCCACAUAAUUGAAAAAAACGUGGACUAAAAUAGUUAAUUGUUGGUUUAAUUGGAAAAAAAUGUUUUACUGUUGUAAAAUGAAUUGCAUAUGUUGUAAUUAAAAACUUGUUUCUUUUAUAAUGUUUUUUCUUUUAAUAGCAACUUAAAAAAGAACAUGAAAUUUAAAAAAGAGUAACUCUUUAAAAAUAAAAUUGUGUUCUGUGUAAUGUCAGACUAAGUUGUUUUUUAGUUUGCAAAAAAACUAAAAUGUAGCACAUGCUCUAGCCUUUACCAAUAUAACAUAGCAACCAAUCACAAGGGAUAGAUAGAUGAGAAAGCGGUUGACUGAUAUUGAGCAAUGUUGGGAGUUAACUCAAUCUCCGGUAAAUGUAAAAAUGAUAAUAUUUUCGUUCAUUUUUAAUUUUAAAUGGACAGUCAACAUGAUAGUCAACAUAAUUAAUACAAAUUCAUGGUUUUAUUGAUUCAAUCAAAAUAUAUAAAACC